AGCAGUGUGAACGCUUCUGAGACUUUGAUGCACAAGGCAGGUUUAAAGUUUUCCAUUACAACACAGAGCCUUAAAACGGGUUAUCACUGGAUCGACUCCACAUUUAUGUCAUAGCUCUUGGGACUGCAAGGCUUUGUGUUCACAGGUUUUCCUCUUUUCUUUGCUGAUCAGAUCUAUCCUUUGUGGCUCAGAAUGCGACUGCUGUAUUCUGUGGUGUUCUUUGUGGGCCUGCUACAUCUGUCCUCCUCCUUCCUGCUGGGGGCCUUCAACAUCCAGUCAUUUGGGACGAAAAAAGCCUCAGACAAGAAUCUGAUGGAGACCAUCGCCCAGAUUGUUCGUCGCUAUGACAUCGUUCUGAUCCAGGAGGUCAGAGACAUUGACCUGUCAGCAACCAACAAAUUAAUGGAGUAUGUCAACAGAAUUUGUCCAACAUAUUCUUACAUUGUGAGUGAGCCUCUGGGUCGCAACACCUACAAGGAGAGAUAUCUUUUCCUAUACAGGGAGGAGAGCGUAUCUGUGGUUGAAAACUAUACAUACAACGACAUCAACAACAAAUUUAUGAGAGAACCUUUUAUCGUCAUGUUUUCAUCCAUAAAUACUGCCGUAAGCAGCUUUGUUCUGAUCCCCCAGCAUACCUCUCCUAGCUCAGCUGUGGAGGAGAUAGAUGCGCUCUACGACGUGGUGGAUGAUGUCUGCAAACGCUGGGAAACCAAAGACAUUGUGCUGCUGGGGGACUUUAACGCAGGCUGUUCAUAUGUGACAAGAAGAGACUGGGCAAAAAUCCGGCUCUACAGAGACAAGUCUUUCCAAUGGUUGAUCCCAGAUACGGUUGACACCACUGUCUCCAACUCUGGGUGCCCUUAUGACAGGAUUGUGGCCAAAGAAGACAUAAUGAGGGGAGUGGUGAUGGGCAGCGCAAAGGUUUAUGACUUCGAGGCCCACCUGCAUCUCAGUAAAGAACAGGCAAAGAAGAUUAGUGACCAUUUUCCAGUGGAGGUGGAGCUGAAGCCGAAGCUGGCCUAAGCUCUGUCUUCCUGAGCGACACACAGCUGAGAACAGUUUCACCAAUCAAGAAAGCUUGAAAUAAAUGGCCUAAAUUAAUCAAUAAUGAUUCCUCAUAAAACCCCCCACCUCUCCUUGCUUCUGAAAAUAAAUAAAAGCCUG
Molecule: messenger RNA, 1164 nt
Organism: Cyprinodon variegatus (sheepshead minnow)
Lineage: Eukaryota; Metazoa; Chordata; Actinopteri; Cyprinodontiformes; Cyprinodontidae
Gene: dnase1l2
Product: deoxyribonuclease I-like 2
Exons: 9
Coding region: 193-1023 (276 amino acids)
Biological process (GO): DNA catabolic process
Cellular component (GO): nucleus
Molecular function (GO): DNA nuclease activity
Source: RefSeq, a predicted model, not a curated record